UACCUUGGAUCUCUCACCGACAACGAUUUCAUUUGAUGUCCCAACGCUAACAGUGGUCAUGGCCUCAACAGAAAAAACAAAAGCUUCUUCCUCUACUGCUCGUUCGACUCAAAAAUCGGGCUUCCUCAACGCCUUUACGGUCGCAACAACUAUAUUUAUUAUAAUUAUAGCAGUCAAUUAUAACUGGUUGGAGGAAACUUAUCGUAUCUUUAUUGUCAAUAGACCUGUUGGCCAAUUUGGCUUGGAUAAUUGUAAAAUCGUCGAAGGAUUGGAAGGAUGUGAGGAUAUCGUUAUUCAUCAUAAAUCAGGAUCUGCUUUCCUUGCAUGUGGCAAUGCGGAAUCACGAAUGGUUCGAUGGUUUCCUCCUAUUGGAAUAAGGAACGAGGCUCCUACCGUCAAAGAUCAAGCAUUUGUAUAUGAUAUAAACACGGGUAUUGUAAAACCGUUAAAACUAAUCAAUUAUCCUGACGAUGAUUUCAUCCUGCAUGGUCUCGGGAUGUAUGAUGACCCAAACGAUCCUGAAAACCCCACUCUCUUCUUUGUAAAUCACAAGACAUCAGGCAGCGUGAUUGAGAUUUUUGAACACAGAAUAGGAACGGAUGAACUGAAACACGUGGAAACAGUCAAGCACGAAUUGAUUAUUGCCCCCAAUGACAUCGCGCCCAUAUCAAAGAACGAAUUCUAUGUCACAAAUGACAUUAAAUAUAAGCAUUGGUUUAUGAGAAAUGCACAACUCUUUCUCCGGUUACCGUACUCUGAUGUGGUGUUCCAUUCAGGCAAAACUAAUACUACGAAUGUCGUGGCUGAUGGUCUACGCUCGGCAAAUGGUAUUACGACGAAUCGAGACCUAUCUCGUGUAUACGUUGUAUCCACGCUCGAUCCUGCAAUUGUGGUAUACGAUAGGAAGGCCGACAAUCGCCUCGUUGAAAUAGAAAGAAUACCCGCUGAAGGCAUGCCAGAUAAUGUUUCAGUUGACGAAGUAACAAAUGAAGUGUAUUAUGCAGCUUUUCUCGGAGCUGCCGACUUUGCUUCAUAUGUUAAAUCGGUAGGGAAAACAAAGAACCCGUCAAGCGCUGUCGUUAAAAUAUCGGACAACAUGAACGAGGAUAGGUAUUAUGGAAAGAAAUAUUCCCAGAAAGUAUUAUUAGAAGACACUGAAACUUUUUACGCACUCACGGUGGCUGCCGUCGAUCAUAGCCGCAACACUAUGUUGUUGGGCUCUCUUUUUGCGCCUAGAAUUGGAGUUUGUAAAUUGAACUAA
Paraglomus occultum is the source of this 1261-nucleotide messenger RNA. NCBI's taxonomy places the organism in Eukaryota, Fungi, Glomeromycota, Glomeromycetes, Paraglomerales, Paraglomeraceae. The record is from the annotation of a GenBank genome assembly.